GCGGAAGAGAAGCGCAGGUUUCUGCCUGCGCUGGCUCCGGCCUGGCGCUGAGGGAGGGGGCGGCCCCGGCCCGGCCCGGCCCCGCGGCGGGACUAUGGACCCGGCGGAGGCCGUGCUGCAGGAGAAGGCCCUCAAGUUCAUGCCCCGAAUACACAUGCCCAAAGACGGAUUCCAACUUACAUCUUCUGGAUACCAAGCAUGGCUAAAGCAGUGCUCUAUGCCCAGAUCUCUGUGGCUGGGCUGCUCCAGCCUGGCGGACAGCAUGCCCUCGCUGCGAUGCCUGUAUAACCCAGGGACUGGCGCACUCACAGCUUUCCAGAAUUCCUCUGAGAGAGAAGACUGUAGUAAUGACGAGCCCCCUAGGAAGAUCAUUCCAGAGAAGAAUUCACUUAGACAGACCUCAGCAGAAGGGGCUGCUCAUCCUGUGCCAAAUGUACAGCCACCAGAAGUCGGGGUUGUGCCUAGGAGAGCAGCCGGCCACAGAAUACGGGGCCCUUGGGCUCUGGUGGACCUGGCAGUCGGUGGCAGGAAGACCUACAACAGCUGUGCCAGACUGUGCUUAAACCAGGAAACCGUGUGUCUAGGAAGCACCGCAAUGAAGACGGAAAACUGCGUGGCCAAAACAAAACUUGCCAAUGGCACUUCCAGUAUGAUUGUGCCCAAGCAAAGGAAGCUGUCCGCGAGCUAUGAGAAGGAGAAGGAGCUCUGUGUCAAGUAUUUUGAGCAGUGGUCCGAGUCCGACCAGGUGGAGUUUGUGGAGCAUCUCAUCUCGCAGAUGUGUCAUUACCAACAUGGACAUAUCAACUCGUACCUCAAGCCCAUGUUACAGAGGGACUUCAUCACAGCGCUACCAGCUCGGGGAUUGGAUCACAUUGCCGAGAACAUCCUGUCGUACCUGGAUGCCAAGUCGUUAUGCGCCGCCGAGCUGGUGUGUAAGGAGUGGUACCGAGUGACAUCCGAUGGCAUGCUGUGGAAGAAGCUUAUCGAGAGAAUGGUCAGGACGGACUCGCUGUGGAGGGGGCUGGCGGAGAGGAGAGGAUGGGGACAGUAUCUAUUUAAAAACAAGCCUCCCGACGGCAAUGCCCCACCCAACUCCUUCUAUAGAGCACUUUAUCCCAAAAUUAUACAGGACAUCGAGACGAUCGAGUCCAACUGGCGGUGCGGCAGGCACAGUUUACAGAGAAUCCACUGUCGGAGCGAAACCAGUAAAGGGGUUUAUUGUUUACAGUACGACGAUCAGAAGAUAGUCAGUGGCCUCCGCGACAAUACCAUCAAGAUCUGGGAUAAGAACACGCUGGAAUGCAAGCGCAUCCUGACCGGACACACGGGUUCUGUGCUGUGCCUGCAGUACGACGAGCGGGUGAUCAUUACCGGCUCCUCUGACUCGACCGUCAGGGUAUGGGAUGUCAAUACAGGCGAGAUGCUGAACACACUGAUUCACCACUGCGAAGCAGUGCUGCACCUGCGCUUCAACAACGGCAUGAUGGUGACGUGCUCCAAAGACCGGUCCAUCGCCGUCUGGGAUAUGGCGUCUCCAACAGACAUUACCCUGAGAAGGGUCCUGGUCGGACACAGGGCCGCCGUCAACGUAGUGGACUUCGAUGACAAGUAUAUUGUAUCGGCGUCGGGUGAUAGGACUAUAAAGGUCUGGAACACGAGUACCUGCGAAUUUGUGCGCACCUUAAAUGGACACAAACGAGGCAUCGCGUGCCUGCAGUACAGAGACCGGCUCGUGGUGAGCGGCUCCUCCGAUAACACCAUCAGGUUGUGGGAUAUCGAAUGCGGGGCAUGCUUACGAGUCCUGGAAGGCCACGAGGAGCUGGUGAGAUGCAUACGCUUCGAUAACAAGAGGAUAGUCAGUGGAGCGUACGACGGGAAAAUUAAAGUGUGGGACCUCGUGGCUGCCCUGGACCCUCGCGCCCCAGCAGGGACUCUCUGUCUGCGAACCCUCGUGGAGCAUUCUGGGAGAGUCUUUCGCCUCCAGUUUGACGAGUUCCAGAUCGUCAGCAGCUCGCACGACGACACGAUCCUCAUCUGGGACUUCCUGAACGACCCGGCCGCCCAAGCAGAGUCGACCCGCUCCCCCUCCAGAACGUACACCUACAUCUCCAGAUAAAUAACGCUACACCGUACCUCACACUUGCACAGGACUCAUUUAAGCUGCAGUAUUUAAAUUAUCUGCCAAUGCCAGGACAAAUGAACUCUCCACGUAACGAAUCCUUGCUGAAGAAAGAGGCUCUCAGACUCGUUUCUGGAACAAAGUUGGCGUGCGGUCGAUCUCAGACAGGGUCUGCUCAGCGCGGCCGACUGCUAAAAUGCUGCUAUAUCAGAAGACGUCUUUUAUCUUUCAUGAACGAUUAACAUUUUUAAACCUCCCCUCUUCUUUCUCCCUUUUCCCCCCACCUCCCGCUUUUUCCUCUCUAGAUGCAGGCACAGAUGUCCUAUAAAAAUAUUUAAGGUGUUGCCAGUCUUCGUUGCUUUGCUCUUAAGCAGAAGAAUCAUUGUCACUGGGCACCCUGCAGAGAGAGUCGCUGCCGGGUCAGGAGGCUGGGGAAGGGGCUGCUGCUUGGAGAUAUAAUUAGGUAUCAUCAUCAGUCUUUGAUAAGAGCAUCUCGCACCUGACUCCGAAGAGCAACUAAAGCGAUGCCCAAGAGGAGACCCGAGUCCCCGCUGCAUUUGGCUGUGGCUGCCUGCGGAUCUGUCUGGGUGGAGAGAGCGGGUGCCUGCAAUUCACCCCCUUGGAUGAACCACAUCAGUAUCUUUCCUUCCGCUCUCGCCCAUCUCUCGAACCCGAGGAGGCUGCAUGUGUGUUACGAGCUUCCUCUGCGUAUCGUGUGGCCAGCGCCCUGCAGGACGGCCGGCAAAGCCUGCCCGAGUCCAGAGCACUCUUCCUGGGAGGGUUGGUGGGGGGGAUGCAGUUUCUGGGCAGGGGGAGAUGACCUGAGGGCAGUAUUUCGCUGGUGAAGGCAUGGUCUGUACCCUAGCACAGGCUUGGUUUGCUUUGAACUCCCACGGGUUGUACCCCAAAGGCAGCGCUUUGCGCCUGGCUUGUAACUUGUUCUGUUAUUCAGGGAGAUGCUUGAGGCUGCAGCCGGGAGCAGAGGCUGGCACCUUCCCGAGCCCUCCACGCAUCCCCUCUCCCCACUGCUUUCACCACUGGGUCGGUCUUAGAGGAGCUGGCCCCAUCCUGCAUGCGGUGGUGCGCUCUCUGCACGUGCAGCGCGGCUGGCCGGGUUUGGACAGGGGCCAAUGGUAGCAAUGCCGCCAGCCGGCAAAGGCAGAUGGGUGCAUUUUCUUGUCGGCUUAUACGGGGGCAUGGCCUGCCUUUGCCGGCGAGCCGCACGAACCCUAGCCAGCACAGCACGCGCCCUCAGCUUUUCACACGCCCGGCAUUGCGGUGUUAGGAGCAAGGGAUAAUCGACAGCAGGACCGACUCCAGCUGAGACCUGCGAGAAUCAAAACGCCUCUGAUGCGACGGGCACGCAGUGAUUCUCCACGUUUUGGGCCGGUGCAGCCGGAGGGCACCGCGCAUUCCCCCACCGCAGCCGGGAAAGGAAUCGCAGAGGGCCCCGUGCUUGGAUCAAGAAAGAUUAAGCAGAAAUAAUCUCCGCAGUCAUUCCAGCCGUGGCGAAGGGGCUGUGACAGAUUACCCUGGAGCAGUUUUAGGAGGGCCAGGUCUCUCGCUGCCGGCAUGGAGCAACCCUCGCUCCCCUCGCAGGCGUGAACCCGUCCUGCCAGCGCUGAGGACGAAGGGCCCUUUGUCCUGUGGGGGUGGAGGGGAGGGAAGCAGCAUCUGGGCCCCUCUGAGCUUGGCGCUUUGCACCUGGGAGGUUGUUACCUGCAUGUCCCCAUCGGCUUCACCCUGCCAGGAGUCCAGUUGCCGCCCUGCUUUGGAACCGCGUUUCCACCAGUGACAUCGGGUAAGCAACUGGCCCCACAGACCCUGAAGACACGUCCCAGUAGCCAGCACCCUUUUGGCAGCAGCCAGAAGUCUCCCAAAGGAGGAGACAACAGCAGAGACGUGGAGAACGGUGCUCCCAGAACAGCCCUAAGAGACAGCAUGAGAGUAGGUGCUGGCAGAAACACCCACGCGUCUUCAGAGGGCCCAGAUACCAUAUCAGCGCUGGCGAGGUCCAGUGCAGACAGCGGCACUCGCUUCCCUUGCCCCCGCGCUUGAGCUGCUGUCGUAGGAAGCACAAAGGAAGUCACCUCUGUUUGGUGACCUUGGCAGUGACCCCAACCCGCAGAGACGCAGGACUUCUGCGUCAAGCCAAGCGCUCUCCCCUGACGCCUCUCUCUGGGGUGGACUUUGCAAUCCUUACUGACUGGUCGCAGUCGUCGGACACCCUGCAGCCCUGGUCCGUCGAGGCGGGAGGUAUUGAAGGAGUUGCGUUUACAUCACAAAUUGUUCCCAACUGCCUGGAGGGCACAGUCUUGUCCUUGGCUGUACUUGAAUGUCAUUCCUGUGGCCCCCACCAUUGCUCUGUCUGCAGCCUGGUAGCACGUGGGCAUCAUGUAUACGGUGACAGCUGCAGCCACAACAGUGUUUCCUUGCCCCACAUCUCUCGUCCGCCUCUGUCCUUUGGUCACAGGUUGCACUAGAAAAUAGCAACUCUGUGGAUGCUACAGGGGAUCUUCGUGGUUCACCUGGGUCUCUGGGCAGUGACUUUCUGUUUCCAAGACUUUGGAAGACCUGGAACUGGCCAGACACAGCGAACCGUCAUGGUUUGGCUCAGCCCCGCUGCUCAUCUGGACACCCAGCGAUGUGUUUCAAGAGGUACCAGGGAUGUUUAACUCUGCUGUAUAGAUAAGGUACGGCGCAAAUGCUGCAGUCUGUUUUGGCUCAAGGCCGUGAUGCUUGUCCCCGGAGAAGGGGCGAUGUCAGGGUACUUAGAGACCAAACCACCAGAGAGCGAAUUCCUGCCCCUCGCAAGCUGAAUGAUUCUCCGAUGUCUACGAAGGGUGAUGAAGUGAGCUGGUCUGACUUGAACCCGAAUCGGCCACAGCUCUGCUUAGCUGGUCAGCAUCGAAGAAAUCGCCUGGUAAGUAGGCCUCUGUGUCGAGAGACGGCGGCUCUCCUCAAUUCCCCGCUCACCGUCCCCGUGCAGGGGCGAGGCUUUGCGAUGGAUUCAACGAAUGACGCCCAGCUGGGCUGGAGGACACGCGAGGGUUUUACAAAGCACAGAAAGGAAGCGAGAAGGAGCUAGACGUGCCCGUGGACUUCUGAAUCGAAACGCCCCCGCUGCAUCCGCGUUGUUGUUUGUCCCGCAGCUCCCAGCCGCCUGGACCACGAGGGAGAGUUGAGACGGAGAGCAGGUCGGUCCAUCACGACUCCCAGCCCUGCUUCGAGGGCAACAGGCAGCGGCUGGCUGCGUUGCUGCAAGCAACCCCAUUUGAAAAUAUCCAAGCAGGAAUGGGCAGCUUGGGAACUGCUGGGCCAGCGGGAAGCAGCUCCGUUUCCCCCCUUGGCUUUCAGGGAUGGGCCUGCCUGCAAGAGCGGAGGGGUUCGGGGCUCACGAGCGGACACCUCCAGUCUCCCCAAGUGAAGAAAUGCUCCGAGCCUGGUUCUGACGUGGAAGACCGCUUGGCCUGCCCUGUCGCCUCCGCCCUGCUCCUUCUUGCACGGAGAGGAUCUUUCACGUUGAGUUUUGCACGCUCAAGCAACAUGCCUGUUUCUCCCAUCCCGGGCCCUGGCUGCCCCACAAUCAGCCUGACGGGUGCUCGGCACCGGGUCCAUCACCCAAAUGCCCGCUGGUUUCCUUCCUCCCCUUUCAGGUCGUAUUUAGUGAGCACUUGUUCUUGCGCUGACUGGUGAGGGUGAGGAGCAUUGCCGAUGGCCUGAAGGCCCACAGUUAACGAGGGGAGUUGCAAGGGGCGUAAGAGGUCAGAGGAGUUUGUCCCAUACAAUGGGGAGACUACGCUGAAAACACGCCGGCCCCAACUUGUGCCCUUGGCUGGGAAGGACACAAGCGUGGGAGAGGGGAAUUCGGAGCCCCGCAGAAACCGGUGUUUCCUGGCAUUAGCUGAUGGGCGCGUGGCCUUCGGUCCUCCCAGUCUCGGGAGCAGGAGUGAGCUCCCCCGGGGGCUCCCCAUGAGGCAGGCAUGAUGCAUGUAACGUGCUGAGCUUUGCCCUCCUGUUCCCCUCACCCCACCGCUUCUCCGGGAAGGGAGGAAACCUCCUGGCGGCCUCUCCGGCUUUCCUGCCUGCCGGCUGGGGUUCGGAGCAGGGUCCCUCCUGCUCAACGGAGCAACAGCAACCUCGACAGCAGCGUGCUUCCCCCGUGGCCCCCGCGCCGCCGAAAGGUACUUCCAACCUGACAGUCAGUGACCCCUGCACGAAGCUGUCAGGGCUGGAGAAGGGACCCAAUCCUCUGCUCUCCCGUCCGUCCGAGCUCCCUGCGGCGCAUUCGGAUCCUCGCUAGGCCCACGGAGCGGCUCCGUUCCAGCUCCGACGCUUUCGGGCUGGUCGUCGCAUCCCAGCCUGAGCAGGGGGCUGGAUCGGGAGUCUCACCGCUGCUUUGCCUCCGUGCAGGGGGCUUCCCUUUGCCAACCCCACCUGCAGAACAACGCAGCGCAAGAAGACGGCGGCCACCCCAAGCGUCCGGCUGUCCCGGGAGCCCGCCACCCCUCCGACGCACCGACCCCCGGCCGCACCGCAUCCAGCUCGUGCUGGGGGGGACGAGCGAGCACGGCCCCGUCGGUUUUCCGUUUCUUCCUCCGCUCUAGUCGUUCUCUAGGUCCCUCCGUAACGAGUGCUUUGGAUUUCGUGAUGCCGUUCCGGUGAUGUGUAGUUCAUGUACUAAUGUCCACUCGAGCUAGGCUCAUGGUAACCGUGUGGUAUAUAUAUAAAUUUUUUUUUUUAAUUAUGAUUAUUUUAUUUUAUUUGAACUGUUCGGAAAAUAACUUAAAUACAGCUCUAAGAGGA
Messenger RNA from Alligator mississippiensis (American alligator), 6925 nucleotides. It is a transcript of the gene BTRC, whose product is annotated as beta-transducin repeat containing E3 ubiquitin protein ligase. The transcript is spliced from 17 exons. Lineage: Eukaryota; Metazoa; Chordata; Crocodylia; Alligatoridae. The coding region runs from base 95 to 2116 and encodes 673 amino acids. The record is from RefSeq and is a predicted model, not a curated record. Gene Ontology annotation, molecular function: protein dimerization activity.